Molecule: messenger RNA, 995 nt
Organism: Cladocopium goreaui
Lineage: Eukaryota; Dinophyceae; Suessiales; Symbiodiniaceae
Source: the annotation of a GenBank genome assembly
AUGAAGUCAGCCAAGACCUAUGUAUCGCAGGGCAACCUUUUUUGGAUGAAUGUGAGGCAGAUGUGUUCGCCGACCGUUCCCAUCAAUUCUGCCUCAUUGAAGAAAAUCCAGAAGUCUUUUUUUGAGAAAGGGCCGGAGAAGUUGACCUUGGAAAUCGUGGUAGGCGUAACCUCAAUGGUCACCUCUGAGCGCUUUGAGAGCCUGAAAGGUGCCUUGCAACGGAUUUCGCCGGAGGAAAUCGACCACGCCUUGAUCAUGCACGUGGCUAAGAGGAUCGGAGACGGUGCCUCCCAGGAAGAGCUUCUGGCAUGGCGAACAGUGUUCCUCUCAGUGAGCCUCCGCUGUGAGAUGAUUGAGACCAAAGAAGAUGCCUUCUUCCGCUCUCUGACGUACCGACAGCGGUACAUGUCCACCUACGAGAGUGCGGCGAGAAGCACCUUGCAAACCAUCUUCGAGAUCGCAGCGGUCAAAGCAUCUUAUGAGGAGACGCAUACGGCCCAGCUGUCGAGAUCUGAUUUGGCUGAUCUGUGGGUCCGAAAGAGCUGUGACCUGCCUGAUGACGAAGACUGCCCAAAGACAGCUUUCGAGUUUGUCGACAGCGCCAUGAAGGUCUUUGAAAGAAUUCUUUCCGUGGACAAGCUCUUCGACGUGGUCUUUCGUUUGGAGCAGAAGUACGGAAAGCAAAGCUGCUUCCAGCACAUGGCCGUACUUGAAGGGAUUUGCAUCAAGACCAAGAAGUCCGAGGAUCUCCUGUGGAUCUUGGAAAGCAUGGAAGAUCUCUUGAUCCGUGGAGAAUCCAACAACAAAUGCUUCAGUAGCCGAACAUUGAAAGGCGGCCGCACUGGAGGAGGGACCAGAGGGCUCCUGGAUGAGUUCUUGGCCAAGAAGAGCAUUUUUGAGUACGUGUUGGAAGAGUCACAGAAAUGGGGAUUGAAGCCCGCACAUGCCAACGGCAUCAAGAAGGUGAUGAUCUCUCACAGUGAAGUGCGAAAAAG